Messenger RNA from Trifolium pratense (red clover), 1842 nucleotides. Its product is annotated as B3 domain-containing transcription factor VRN1-like. Gene Ontology annotation, molecular function: DNA binding. The transcript is spliced from 8 exons. Bases 213 to 1637 code for a protein of 474 amino acids. The record is from RefSeq and is a predicted model, not a curated record. Lineage: Eukaryota; Viridiplantae; Streptophyta; Magnoliopsida; Fabales; Fabaceae.
CCAAACCGAUCUAAGUCAACAUUUUUCAUCUGGAGGUAACCAAAAAAAUCUUCACAUUAAGGGAAAUAAUCCAAAUUUUGUCUAACUACUUAUUUUAUGUCAUCAAUCAUCAUAUAGUACAUCACACACGCUUCCAGUUUUUACCCAUAAAAUCAAGCCAGCACCUUUCUGUAUUCUAUAAGCACAAAUCGUUCAUUCAGAAGGUAGCUUCAAUGUCCAUUCACCAUGGGCGUGGCAGUGAAGCUAAGGGAAUGCACUUCUAUCAGACUAUUCAACUUCGUCAGUUGCAAGACCAACAACUUAUGGUUCCAAGGAAUUUUGUAGAGAGAUAUUGGAAAGAUGUAUCAAAUCCAAUAUCCCUUAGACUUCCAAAUGAGUCUAUGUGUAAAAUGUUUUGGGUGCAAUUGGGUGAUGAUAUUUGGCUUCAGGAUUGGAAAAGGUUUGCACGGUCGCUUAGAUGCGGAGAUCUUUUAGUUUUUCAAUACAAAGGAGGAUCAUAUUUUCAUGUCAUUAUAUUUGAUGAUAGUAAAUUAGAAAUUGACUAUUCAAGUAUGAUUUGCAACGAUGAACAAGAAGAUAAAGAGAGUGAUGAUGAUGAUGAUGAUGAUGAUGGCUAUGCUGAGAUUACAAAUGAUUGUGACAAUACCAAACAAUCUCUCAAGAAAAAGAAAAUCAACUCAAACGAUAGUGCUACUACUUUUGCUACACCACAAGUGAAAAAGAUUCACAAGAGAAAAAUUAACAUGAAGGCAACCCAGCAAAAAAUCUCAGAGGCUAAUGGAAAGAUAGGAGGCAGCGGUAAGAAAGCUACGAAAUCCUCAAAAACUGUAGAUGCAAAUAAGAGAAGGUGCACCAAUUCUCAUCAUCCCGAUGAGAAUCCCAAUUUCACUCUCAAAUUAUCGCGAUCUUGUGUGGAAGGUCAUAAAUUAAGAUUGACGAUACCUAGUUGGUUUUCGAAAGAGUACAUGAAUGAGUUGUUGCAAGGGAAUGCAACGAUUAGAAGUGUUAGUGAUGAAAAGACAUGGCACGUGACAUUAAGCUUUGAUGAACGCAAUAGAAAUUUUAAAAUGGGUGGUGGUUGGAGAUCAUUUUCGCGAGAACAUAACUUGCAAGUCGGUGAUGAAUGUAAAUUUGAGAUGACUGAACGAGAACCUCUAUCAUUCGCAAUUACUAUUGUUCAAGCUACAAAGGAACCAUGCCCGGAGCAGUUUCAAGAAAACCAACGAGUCAAAGAAAAAUCAGAGACAUCGCCGGUAGUAGAUAUGGAUAAUGUGGGCAAUUUUGGAGAAGGAAUUUCAAGGAGCUGCCCAAAAACACAUGGUAUUAAUAAUUAUGAAAGUCCGAAUUUACAUAAUAAAUUCAAGGUCUCUGUAACAACAUUAGACAAGCUGAUCAUACCAAGUGAGUUCUUGAAGAGACACAAUAUAUCUAAUGGAAAUUCAGUCGAGUUGAAAGUAGGGGAAGGAACAUGGUUUGUUGAGGUGAGUUAUAAUGAAGAUCUUGAUUAUGGGGGCUUCACUAAAGGUUGGAAAGAAUUUGUGAGAGAAUGCAAAGUGAAGAUUGGAGACACUUGUUUUUUUGAGAUGAUUGAUUUACAAAAUCAUGUGUUCAAGGUUUCAAUUAUCCUAGAUGUUUAGAAGAACAUACGUGUUUGUUUCAUAAUUUUGUAAUUAGAUGUAUGUCAUAUUUCAAAUGAACAUCAAUCACUCUAUGGAAUACAAGUGAACGAUCACUAUUGGUCGUGUUGUUUUAGAACUUUCACUUUUUGACAUGGGAUAGCUUGUAACACUCACUCUAGCUAGCUAGAUAUUAAGUUAUGAUUAUGAUGUGAUUAUUAGUUUA